UUUAAAACAGUGGGUGAACUAAUUAAUCUAAUUACCGCUCGUGUGUUGUUCUGGAAAUAUUCUAUGUUGCUGUAGUUUUACUUUGAGCUACACUUGGAUUAUACGAAAUCGUUUUUAUUGUUAUCAUAAGGUCUAUCCUAGGCUAUAAAUAGCUGCGUCGACUCACUGUUUAGUCUGUACCGCGGUCCAGCUGGUUUCAUUAACUUCCGGUUAAAAUUAACUGAUUGGAUUAAUUAAACAAUGGCUGUGAAACUUGGAUGUGGUCGGUGGUUGCUGCUGGCUGUCGUGUUGGUGAUGGCGUGUGUGGUGGUGGCUGAGGAGAUCAAAUGUAAGGGGACGGACGAGACGGUGGUCCCCGACAAACUUCAGGACAGUCAGUACGUCAUUGUCAUGGAGGUAGAAGGGGAGAUCCAGGCUGACCUCUCCAGAAAGGCCAAGGUCUUGUGUAUCUACAAAGGUGAUGACCUCCCUGAAAACAUCCUGAUCUACGACACAGCAACAAAUGUCGGAACCUGCAGUAUACGCAACGCUAAACAGUCUUGGAAAUACUUGGCUUACUUGAGUAAGUCUAACACCACUGGAAGGUACCAGAUGACCUUUGGAACUGACACUGACACUGACCCCGAGAAUACACUCCAAAUCUUUAUUGAUGAACUCACUGAAUGCAGUUUAAAGCUUAGAUUGCCUAAAGAUCGCACCAGCACAUAUGAGUGCCUAGCGCUACCCACCGUUGACACUUGCCUCACUCAGCCCAGCCCCAGCACGUCCCUACCCAGCACGGCAACAUCCACCACAGAGUCGACAACACUAGGUCUAGAGGAAACUGAAGGUGAAAAAAUUGAACCAGUCGCCUCUAUGGACCAGGGGGACAAAAACCAUGGGAACCAGUUGACAGUCCUUGGCGUGCAGAUGGUGUUGGGUGUUGUCUUUCUGCUUGUUGUCUUGUAAUAUGUUUCUGUUACUGGAUCUGGGAUGAAUUAUUUAUAAAUUCUAUUUAUUUCUCCUGUCCACAUCUUUCAACUCCUUUUUCCAAAAACAAAACAAAAAUUCUUUUUGUAACUUUUCUAAAAUGCUAGAUCUCUCUAUUCCACCAAAAUCAUCUUUUUUUCUUAUGAUUUUUUUUUUAUUUCAUAAAAUAACUAGGUCUUACUGGUAAUUGAUUAGUAUUGUUUCUAGACUUUAAAUUGUUAAAUGUAUCAUUUAGAUUAGUUUUUUUUCUAAACUGAAAUUGUUUAAUUAGUAAAUUAUUGUUAUUUAUUGAAUUGAUCAGUAUCAUUCCUGGAGAGUAGUCUUGGAGAUUGAGUUGGCACUAACUAACCAUUCACUUCAUCAAGAGUUGAAGAUAUCACAUCGUUAAUUGCUAGAAAUUGGUGCAACCAGAUGAACAAUGAAUUAGUUGUACCCAAAGAUGGUUAGCGCCAAUGCUGGUUCGACAUUUUUCUUGGACUUUCAACACUAGUGAACCUUUUUGGCAAGCCUGUCAGAAAAGUUAAUCCAACACUAGUGAACCUUUUUGGCAAGCCUGUCAGAAAAGUGAACCAAACACUAGUGAACCUUUUUGGCUAGCCUGUCAGAAAAGUGAACCAAACACUAGUGAACCUUUUUGGCAAGCCUGUCAGAAAAGUGAACCCAACACAAGUGAACCUUUUUGGCAAGCCUGUCAGAAAAGUGAAUCAUUCCUGUGUGCGUGUAUUACAGUAUCAGGAAGUGAAGUAAAGUGCCAUCUAGAGAAUGCCUUCAGUAUGUCCCUGUUGGUAUAUUGUCUGACUAAUUUCUGUCUUAUUGAACUGGAUGACUAUAAUCCCUAUAUAAUUUAACCAGAGAAAUAAUCAUGCAGGAUUGUCCUUCAAAAAUUAUACUUUAAUUUAAAAAACUGAAGUCAUUUUGUUAAAAAAAAUUUCAAUAAUUGUUUCAAAUCUCCUAGCCUUUAUAAACUAUUACAAAUAUUUCUAAAUAGCUAUUUAAUAUAUUUAGAUGUCUAUUAUUGCUUAUGUCUUUUUUAAAUGUUUGUUAAAUAUUAGCUUUACUAAUGGUUAAAAAAUACAAGUAUUUGAGUGUAUAGACAAAAAAGAAGCCAAAACUGGAGAAAUUAAUAUCAAACCUUGUUGUUUUUCAAAAAUGCCAGUUUUUUAACCAAAGUUAAAAAAACUUCAUCGACUGCGACUUUGCUACAAUUCUAAAUUUAUAAAAGCGCCCCAGCCACAAUGUAGUUUGUGUACCUUCAGCUUUUUCUGUGAGACAUUGAAACCUUUACACUUAAAUUCAGAGAGAAAGUCAUUUUCUCGAGAGAGCUUUUUAAACUUGUAAAUGUUGUAGGCUUUUUUGUCACAUUAUGUGCUGUUUUUUUUUAUUGAGAGUUCAAGUGAUGUCUGGACUCAUCUUUUGUUGUGGUUUUUUUAAUUUGUAUUGCUUUUAAUGGUAUUUAGAUUUUUAGUGACUAAAAGCUACCAGAUAUUAGAAUGAUCUAGUUAAGAUUUACUUGAAAACUACCAGAUGUUUGAAUGAACUAACAAUGGUUUAAGUGUUUUAACCCAAAGGUUAAGGUUCUUUAAAGGAAUACUUCUUUUGGCAUGACUUAGUGAAGACCUGUUUCACUAAUGAUUCAUUUUUGUAUGCAUUCCUUUGGUAUAGUAAUUUGGCCUUACGGAUGAGUCUGCAAUUGUAUAAAUUGCUAAGUAAUAUAUGGUUCGUUAAUUCUUAUAUAAUUUAAUCCAUGUAAAAAAAAAAUUUUAAUGCUUUUUAACUGCCUUUAUUAUUUUUUUAAAAAAAGAAUCCCUUUAUUGCAAGCAAUAGUUUAAUAUACAACAUAAAUGUCUAAUUAAUUUUUUUAUGCUAUAUUUUUAAAAGAAAUAGUUUGUGUUGGGAGUUUGGUAUACUGUGUGGUUUUGUUCCGGUAGUUUCUUGCCUUAGUAUUCACACACUGAAUCCAUCAGCAAAAAUGUUAUCUAAUUUAUGAGCAGACUGAGCCAUGUUAAACGCUCUAUUUGCCAACUGAAAGCUAAUGGGUAGUUGUUUACUUUUAUUCUCACACAUUGAAGAUGGGGGAAAACUUAACUCCAAACAAGAUUUCUGGUGUAAAUUUUUGGCAAUUUAUAAAAUAAUGUGAACACUCAAAUUUUUUUUGGUGUUGAAAAUUGUGGUGAGAUGCUGGUUUGACAAAAUAAAAAUAAACUUUUUUUUAAAAACUU
Messenger RNA from Physella acuta, 3188 nucleotides. RefSeq lists its product as uncharacterized. Lineage: Eukaryota; Metazoa; Mollusca; Gastropoda; Physidae. The record is from RefSeq and is a predicted model, not a curated record.